Molecule: messenger RNA, 1707 nt
Organism: Aspergillus japonicus CBS 114.51
Lineage: Eukaryota; Fungi; Ascomycota; Eurotiomycetes; Eurotiales; Aspergillaceae
Exons: 2
Source: RefSeq, a predicted model, not a curated record
GAUGGGAUGUUCAAUGCGGCUCCUGAUACACCGUCUCCUGUCUACCCGGAUCGUUUAAUUCGUCCUCUCCCUAGACGUACCCUUCGCUCUCGCCUGUCCUCCGAAGCGGCCGACUCGAUCCUCUUCCCUCCGGCCCCGGCAACUCAACUCUUCUACGGGACCUCGGUGGAUAGCGCGAAUCUCGUAAAUGACACGAAGGUGUACGUGCAACAGAGUGAAGGUGGUGAUCAGAGCCCCGAGCGUGACCACCUCCAGUACGAGAACGGAAUAGAGUUGGUGAGCGGCGAUGAGGACGGGCCUGUAGUUGUUCGACGAAGUGCCGGUUUUCGAGGGUCCUCCUUGUCCCCGUCGGCCUCCAGUGCACAACCUCAGGCCGUCCCCACCAACGGGGACCGGGCGCCCGUUAAGUCAUCUUCUGCGGGUCCUGAUGGGUACGACGCGUUUGAGAACACUAACAACAAGAAGAAACGCAAGAUCCCGACUCCAGGCAGCCUUGGGAGCCACCAUUCCACGCUUUCUCCUGAAUUUUCCACCAUGGGGCUGGCCAGCUCGGUCCAACCCUCCUCGGCCAGUGAAAGCAGCCAUGUGAGUACAUUCUACGGCACCGGGAGCCCCGCGUCGCCGAUAUCCAGUGGCAUGUCCGGGGCCGGCAGAGGUCGUCUCGGUCGUCAACCGCAUCGCAGCACCGGCCGAAACUCUUUCUCGCUUCACUCACCGAUCAGCUGGCCUCGGACCCCCAGCCGACGCGACGGUCUGUUGUCCUCCCCUGGGCCUGCAGACUCGUCCGAGAAACCCGACCAGGGUAUCAUUUCAGCGGCCAUCGCUAACGCCGCCGCGUCCGCGUUUGCCCCUCGCCCUGCCAGUCCCAGCCAUGUCAGCAUGCUCGAACGACACACUCCCACGCCUACUAAGACACAAUUCACGUUCACGUGUGAAUCCGAUUCCUCGAAAGGCAUGGCGCUCCAACCCCCGACUCUGUACCCCGCGCUCCACCGCUCACCCUCGUCUCUCCCCGCUGCUGCGCCGAACCAGAGGGGCCCCUCUCAAGGAACACAAACGAGCCCCCACAUGGCCGCUCAGCCCAACACACAGGAAUCUCAGCACCAACCACCGCAACCGCAAGCGGGCACGGGUGAAGCUCCUGCGGCGAGGAAGAAGAAGCGAUCGCCGGGCAGUGUUUACGCUCUGGCUGCGCGUCAACGCAAAAUUCAGCAGCAGUACGCAAACCUCCACCACCCCCCGAUUAUUGAGGACAUCUGGAUCUGCGAGUUUUGUGAGUACGAGAGUAUUUUCGGACGUCCACCGGAGGCCCUCAUUCGGCAAUACGAAAUCAAGGAUCGCAAGGAGCGCAAGCGACUGGCCGAGAAGAAGCGACUGCUUGAGAAAGCCAAGAUGAAAGGCCGCAAAGGCAAGAAGGCGUCUAAGAAUGCCACCAAGCAGGCAGCAGCUCAGCCGGCAACCUAUGACCAUGGACACGAUCGCGCAUCUGUGGAUCACUCUGCGACGGGAGGCGGGGCUGGAACCCAUGAGGAUGAGUAUGGGAGCAACGAGCAUGAAGAAGAGGCGGACUCAAGCCCACCAGCACCACCACCUUUAGCUCCCCCGACAAGUGCCAAGGGCGCCUUACCACCGAGCAAUGCACCAAAAGUGGCGGCGACGGGGUCGGGCGCUAAAGGGAUUGUUGACGGAGAGACGCGGCCGCCCUGA